CUUAGAGAAGGCUGUAAAGCACUGUGAAGCAGUGUAUAAGUGUAAGUGCUAUAUACUAUGAAAUAAUUGACCAGGUCAUAAAAAGAUCUAAAUGUUUGUUAGGUAUUGCUUGUAUUAUUUCCAUGCCUCUCUUCCUGCAAAAAGAAUAUUCAAAAGAAAAAGCCCUCCUCCCUGCUUGGAGAAAGACAGCCAAUGGAAGUGUAGGCUUCUCCAUUCUAUUAUGACAUCACAGUUUCCCAGGCAAUGUCUUUUCCUGGCAUAGGGUGGAUUUGGUCAACAAAAUUAUCAUUCUCACUUGAAGAAUCCAGAAGUUCUUUAUACUAAGCAAAAACUGUGGCUACGGGGAUCUGGCUUCCCCGGUACUCUAAGCGUGAGUUGGGAUGAUAAUUACCACAUGGACAGCAUUCAUCUUUCUCCGCAGAGUUUCUAGACGGCCUUUUCCAGCUGGGAAAUAUCCAGAUGAUGCUGUUGUUGAACCAGAGAUUGUGACUGUACUGGAGCAUUGGCUAAGAAAGGUUGAAGAUGAAGCUGCAAAGAUCUUUAGGCAGAAAUCAGAAAACCGGACGGGCCUUAAGAGUGAUAGCCGAUCUGAUGUCCGAGCAUUUCCUUCGGUUGGCCAAGAUGUGGCAGCAGCACGCUCCAAACCGGAAACUUGGGAGAAGUUUGAAGACAGGAGGCCAGCCAAGAUGAGAACUAUGGACUUUUCAAGUAUGUCUGACAUCAAACUUUCCUGCAGUUCGAGUCAGGAGCUUCUGGAGGACAGAAUGAGAAUUCAGUUUAUGCGUUGGAGCCAAACUCGAGUAUAUCACGUUACAAGUGAUAUGAGAAAGGACGCUAUGCAGGAGAGGGUGGAUAAAGUGAGGAACAGCGUCUCCAGAGUGAUGUUCCAGGCAUGUUCUGAUACAGAAUGUAGCCCAUCUGAUACUGAGCUCCAUGUGUCAAUAUCCACAAUUUAGACUUGACCAGGCAAAGAGGUCCAUUGCUGCUUCAUUCUUUUUCUCUCCCCGGCUGCUCUUCGCCGUCUGUGACCAAUUCACAUUUCUUGAAAUUGCUAGCCGAACAGCACGAAUCCUGGGACAAUCUUGGUUUAAUUUACGUUGCCUUGGUUCUUAUAAACAUUGGGGUUUGCACAGUUUGAACGAUGAAUAAAAAAGUCCUAAUGUUAAAA
Molecule: messenger RNA, 1168 nt
Organism: Crotalus tigris (Tiger rattlesnake)
Lineage: Eukaryota; Metazoa; Chordata; Lepidosauria; Squamata; Viperidae
Gene: SPATA19
Product: spermatogenesis associated 19
Exons: 7
Coding region: 381-956 (191 amino acids)
Source: RefSeq, a predicted model, not a curated record